AUGGUGCGAAUCGGCCCCGGAGUCUCCAACAAUGUCUUCCUGGGCGCCGUCUGGGCCACGGCAGCCCUGGCAUUCGCCUUUCUCCUGGUGCGACUGUAUUCGCGCUUCCGGGGCCCCCGCCGUCUCUACUGGGACGACUUGUUCGUCAUUGUCGCCUUUGCCCUGGCCUUGGUGACGGCCGCGCUCUGGCAAUGGGUCGCCCCGGACAUGUACUACCUGCUCAACGUCGCGGCCGGCUUCGCGCCGCCCACGCCCGAUGUCUUUGACCGGCAGAGGGUGUGGCUGAGGGUCUCCCUCGUCGUCGAGCUCUUCUUCUAUACGUCCCUGACGGCCGUCAAGCUCGCCUUUCUAUUCUUCUUUAGGCGGCUCGGUCACAACGUGCCCGGGCAAAAGUACAUGUGGUGGCCCAUCUUCCUCUUUACGCUGGCCAUCUGGGUGGCUUCGAUGGGCAACGUCCAGUACCGCUGCCUGGUCGGCCCCGUCGAGGAUCUCAACGGCUACUGCGGCGAGCCGUCGGCUAUUGAGUUUACGACGAUAACGCUCAAGGUCAACUGUGCCCUCGACAUUUUUUCCGAUUUUCUAAUUAUGCUGAUACCCAUAACGCUGCUCUGGAACGACCGCAUCCAGUGGGCCAAGAAAUUCGCCUUUAUCGGCCUCUUCUCCCUCUCCGUCGUCACCAUGAUCAUUGCCACGGUGCGCGUGGCCGAUAUCAACUCGACCAAGUGGGACAAUGGCCAAAACGACCCGACUUAUCUCUGGCUCUGGAGUGCCAUCGAGCCGUGCAUCGCCAUUGUCGUCUCUUGCCUGUCUGCCUUCCCCCAGCUCUUCGCCCAGUCGGCCCGCUCCGCGAACCCGGUCUUCAAGCCAACCGAUACCUACUACCGGCGGUUGAAGGCGAGCAUGCAGCCGAGGCGGAAGCAAACCGAAACCGCUCUGAGCGACCUCUCGGGCCUGACCAAGACGGACGACUUGGACUACGCGCGCGGGCCGGAUCUCGAGGGGGCGUCGCACGAGAGCCAGCGCCCCGUCCUCGUGCCCGGGUCGCCCAAGCCGGCGGCCGUCUGCUACAGUCGACCGGCUGGCAGGGGGGAUGUGGGGCACGGGGACGGCAUCAAGCAGGAGCUCGAGUAUAGCGUCACGAAGCAGCCGGCCUGA
Messenger RNA from Hirsutella rhossiliensis, 1155 nucleotides. RefSeq lists its product as uncharacterized. The transcript has 4 exons. The record is from RefSeq and is a predicted model, not a curated record. NCBI's taxonomy places the organism in Eukaryota, Fungi, Ascomycota, Sordariomycetes, Hypocreales, Ophiocordycipitaceae. The coding region runs from base 1 to 1155 and encodes 384 amino acids.